AUGUUCUCCCUCCCCCGCCUCCUCCUCGUCGCCCUCCUCGCCGCCCCGGCCGCCCUCGCUGCGGGCACCCCGAGCCCCGUCCCCGUCGCCCCGACGCGCGUCCGCCGCUUCGCCCCGGUCGAGGACGCCGCCUCGGUCUUCAACCCGACCGGCGUCGCCGCCCGCGCCCUCGCGCACAACCCCGUCGACGCGCGCGGGCUGACCAACGGCCAACGCCUCGCGCGUGGGCUCCCCCCACGUAGCCCUGCGUUCAACACGCGCCGCCGUGCGCUGGCUCCGCGCCAGUCCGCCACGCCCUGCGCGCUGAGCCAGGCGACUGGAACUAUCCGCGUCGCGGAUACCAACGGCGCCGUCCUUGGAUAUGUUUCGGCCAGCGCGAACGCGUUCGGCGAGUACAGCUUGGCAACCGACGCGGCCGCCGCGCUCUCCGUCGUGCUCCGCCGCUGCGACUCGAACGACUCGCCCUUCGACAUCGAGACCCUUAACGGCGUCUCCGCCUACCCGUACCUCGGUGGUGUCGUCGGCUUCGCGAACACCGACGACAACCUCAGCGCCGGCUCCUACAACUACGUCUACAUCGCGGGCACUUCCCAGGUCGCGCACGGCCCCGCUCAGAGCGCGCCGAACGCAUUCAGCGCCGCAUCGGGCACCCCCAAGGACAUCGAGUCCGCCGUCUGGACGCUCAGCGGCGCCGACGCGCUCGCGUUCAACUGGGUGAACACGGACGGCUCCGCCGCCGCGGGCACGCUCGUUUACGUCGCGUCCUCGGCUGCGUUCACGUACACCGGCGACCUCUCCGCGUUCGUGGCCACCUUCGGCCCUGCGACCGCAGUGACGUUCACGUUCGUCGACGCCGCCGCUGCCCCGUGAAGACCCCACCUGGUCGAUCCACGCCGAGCCCUAGAAAUACCCGAAAACGACAUUUAUAUUUCGGAUCACUAGGUAGCUCACGGUUUUAAAUCUAUAGGUUAUACAGAAGACACGCGUAGAGUUAUAGAACUACUGAUACAUAGCAUAUAACCUACAUUUACAGUACUGGACACCCCUCGCGAAGGGUGAUAUUUGAGAACGACGUUGAAAGACGAGGAACUGUUGUAGGGUGUAACGUGGUGCGCAAUACACUUGUUGAGCGC
Messenger RNA from Trametes versicolor FP-101664 SS1, 1133 nucleotides. RefSeq lists its product as uncharacterized. The record is from RefSeq and is a predicted model, not a curated record. NCBI's taxonomy places the organism in Eukaryota, Fungi, Basidiomycota, Agaricomycetes, Polyporales, Polyporaceae. The coding region runs from base 1 to 870 and encodes 289 amino acids. The transcript has 4 exons.